AUGUUAAUAACUGUGCAAGCAAGGCAAUACACCAUCCCCACCACAACCCUCCUCCAGCGGCUAGAAUGGUGUCAAAAGGAUGAAGCUAAAUUCUUUUGUGAAUUGGACAUUGGAGAAUUUCCAAGCCGUGUACCUGCUGGCUCCAAACCCUUCCCAGAGCUUGACGAUAAACUCAACUUCCGGUUUGUAAGGUGGUUAUACCGAAGCAACGGCAGCGAUCUCGCCUUGGUCGAACUCCCUAAUCAUCCUCUCACUGUCCUAAAAAUCCACAAGCGAGCACCCUUAUCCAAGGCAGAGAAGGCCACCUACGCACAUCUGCGGUCCUUCAAUGUACAAUCAUGCAUCCUGCAUUGUUACGGAUGGAGAAAAGUUACACCCGAGGCUUUUAUGGGCGUAGAAGAACCUACCUGCUUUGGGCCCGAGGACACGUUCACGGUAGAGCUGCGAGAGGAUGGUAACGCCUCCCGCUUGCCCAAGCGUCUACCUCCGGAACGGGCUGCACCUACAUCAUAUAACUGGAACAAUGAAAGAGACAAGAGAAUGCUCGAGUUGGACGUCGACUUCCGCCCACCAUCGGUUGAGAAGAGCUGGAACUGGGUACUGGACGACGAUCAAUUUGGCUCUGAUGCAGCUUCAUCAUCCAGCGAGGAUAGCCUGACCUACAGUCGAUGCGCCCUGCUACUCGAAUACCUACCGAAUGCGCACCGCUUUCAAUCGCACAGACUCACACAUGAGCUUGCCUGCACUGCGCUUGAUGGCCUGCAGCAGAUCCAGAAGGCUCUGGUGGAGCACGGUGACCACAACUGA
Messenger RNA from Endocarpon pusillum Z07020, 807 nucleotides. RefSeq lists its product as uncharacterized. Lineage: Eukaryota; Fungi; Ascomycota; Eurotiomycetes; Verrucariales; Verrucariaceae. Bases 1 to 807 code for a protein of 268 amino acids. The transcript is spliced from 2 exons. The record is from RefSeq and is a predicted model, not a curated record.